Branchiostoma floridae (Florida lancelet) is the source of this 2035-nucleotide messenger RNA. Its product is annotated as TATA box-binding protein-associated factor RNA polymerase I subunit B-like. Gene Ontology annotation, molecular function: RNA polymerase I core promoter sequence-specific DNA binding. Lineage: Eukaryota; Metazoa; Chordata; Leptocardii; Amphioxiformes; Branchiostomatidae. Bases 80 to 1966 code for a protein of 628 amino acids. Gene Ontology annotation, biological process: RNA polymerase I preinitiation complex assembly; nucleolar large rRNA transcription by RNA polymerase I. Gene Ontology annotation, cellular component: RNA polymerase transcription factor SL1 complex; RNA polymerase I core factor complex. The transcript is spliced from 14 exons. The record is from RefSeq and is a predicted model, not a curated record.
GUUCAAAACCAAGUCCCAGCUGGUGUGAUGAUGUAGCUUGCCGCCAUGUCAUAGGUUUCCAGUUUUAUCAACCCUGACAAUGCCCCGGUGUCCCAUCUGUGAUGGAGAAAACUUUGAGGAGAUUGACGGACGUUACUACUGCGAAGAAUGUCACACGGAGUCACAGGAUGUAAGAGAGUUACAACAGGAAGCUGGGUACGUGGACCCGUCCCUCAGGACACGGCGACUCAGGGAGACAGGCACUCCAACAAAGAAAGAGCUGACAUUAGAGGAGUCCUACCCAUGGUACACACACGAAGCCUUCCAGGUUAUCAUCAAGGCACAGGUGGAGGCAUUGGUCAAGAUGGGCGUCAACCCAAGGCUCAAAGAUAUAGUGAAGCAGCUAUGGUUCACAUACCUGAGUCGAUGUGGGGUGGCCUUCACUGGAGCAGCAAAGGAGCAGGAGCCCCCCACUCAGGACGGACUCAUGUUCAGACAACAGGACAGGAUGACGUCAGCGCUGCAGAGGAGAAAAUCUACCAAACAGUCUGAAGAAGAGAAGUCGUCAGAGGGAGAGUCAACAGAUGCAGGGUCUACCCAUGAUCCAUUGAGCAGCCAGGCCUCCACCAGGAGUGACCUGGAACCUAUAGAUGAUAUCGACAUGUACAUCCGAGGGUUAUCAGGACUGGAGACAGAGACAUCCGACACAUCAGUGUACGCCACGUCUGACACAGACGAUGAUCAGGAAGAUGAUCGGGGUUCAGUAGACAGUCGAAGGGGCAAACCUCGCGGGAGUAAAAAGGGCACUUAUCCCAUCCAGAGGAUGACGAUGUUGCGUACGCUGUGUUUUUCCUACCUGGGUAUUCUUUGGCUACAGGAACCGGUAUUGCCAUCAGACAUGAUAAGGUGGGUACGUGAGGGCCAUAUACCCUACAUUGCUGUGAAAGAGUUGCUCCCCAAACACAUGAAACUGGGCAUCAUGGACUGUAACAACUUCAGUGUUCAGGCCUUUCCGUCGUACCAAGUCAUUCAGAACAACACUGUACGACUGGCACGCUUUAUUCAGUUACCCCAGCUUCCAGAGGUAGACAUCAGCAGGGUCGCCAGCAGAUUUAUUUUGGACUUAAACCUACCUGCGGAGAUGCACGGUUUGGUAGAGAACCUACUGAACCAGCGCCCCAUCGACCCCUGCCUGUGGUGCAACCGAAGGGACGCCAUGUUGAACCAUGAAGCCAUCGCCAUGGGCCUCGUCAUCGUUGUCCUGAAGCUGUUGUUUGGACUGGAUGAUAACACAGAGAGGACUCUGUCAGAGACUGCCAGAAAAUUGCAGAGCAAGGAACAACCAGGUGUGAAGCUGUUUGUGUUUGAAGACUGGAUGUGUUGGGCCAUGGAGAAAAGGGAACAAAUGGCCACUAGAGGGUUACCUAAAACAGACAGAGAUAUGGAGGGGAUAAGAGAUGUGGAGCAGUACACACACUACUACAAAGAAGUCAUAGCAAAGUGGAAACAGAACUACAGAUCUAAAGCAAGGCCAAGAUAUGAGGAUGAUUUCCUCAGGAAGCAGCAGAACCGGGACGCGGUCCAGCGACCGUUCCAGUCUCUCGCAUCUACCUCUCUGUCUGACGGAGAUCAGCACGCCAAGCCCACCAGUUUCCCUCUGUCCUUUGGACCUCAUGUUUCCACGGCAACACAUCAACUACCAGGAGAUACUGACUAUAAAUGCCACACCUUGAAAUACAUGACAGACGUAGAAGACUUGUGGACAGCCAUCAGAAACUACCCCACAUAUCCAGACUUCAAGCUCCGCUACACCGGAACCAACACCGGCGGCGGGCGCAUCGUCAGGGUCACGGAUCAGGAACAUCUGCACGACACGUAUGAGUUUGUGCUGGGGCUCGGCGCUAAUCUCAUCGAACAGGACAAGUACGGCCUGCACCACUACGUCACAACGUUAGAAAAGCUGCUGGGUUCGUCAGAAACAGAGUAAGAAUUUCAGAUGGGAUAGUCAUACAGAAUUAACGUUUCCUUUUGAUCCGCCCAAGGACAUUACAAAGAG